Molecule: messenger RNA, 1101 nt
Organism: Micromonas pusilla CCMP1545
Lineage: Eukaryota; Viridiplantae; Chlorophyta; Mamiellophyceae; Mamiellales; Mamiellaceae
Exons: 3
Coding region: 1-1101 (366 amino acids)
Biological process (GO): protein sumoylation
Cellular component (GO): SUMO activating enzyme complex; cytoplasm
Molecular function (GO): SUMO activating enzyme activity
Source: RefSeq, a predicted model, not a curated record
AUGACCGCGGCCACCGCGGAUCCGAACGGCGGCGGCCUCACGGACGAGCAGGCCGCGGUGUACGACCGUCAGCUCCGCGUCUGGGGCGUGGAGGCGCAGAAGCGGAUGGGCGCGAGCACGUUUUUCGUGCUCGGGGAUCUCGACGGCGUCGCCGCGGAGGCGUGCAAGAACAUCGUGCUCGCGGGCGUCGGCACGCUGAGGAUCUGGGACAACGGGAUGGACGCGUACGACGCGAACGCGCCGCCGGGGAACUUUCUCGCGACGGCGGGGGCGGCGGGGAAGGCGGCGGGGAGCAUCACCGUCGCGCGCGCGAUGCGCGACACGCUCCAGGAGAUGAACCCGUUCUGCUUCGUCGAGUGUCGCUCCGAUCCCGGCGUCGCGCUUCCGAGCGCGCCGCUGAUGGAUGUGGAAUUCCGCGCCGGCGUCGACGCGGUGCUGUACUCCGGCGCUUCGCUAUCGGACGCGAUCGAGAUCAACGCGUCGUGCAGACGCGUUGGGCCCGGCGGCGUCGCGUUCUUCCACGCGCACUGCCGAGCGUCCACGGCGCACUUCUUCGUCGACCUCGGGGACGCGUUCGAGCACGCGCCGGACGCGGCGCCGGGCUCAGGCGCGUUCUAUCUCACACUGGUCCCCAUACGACCCCGAAGCGAAGUAAAAGAAAAAGAAAAGGAGGAGACGGACGCGCCGCCGCCGGCGCCGACCGCGGUCGCGUCGUACGUGCCUCUCCGCGACGCGCUCGCGGCGAAGUGGAGCUCCAUGGGGAACGGCCGCGAGGGCGGACUGCGGCGCGUGAACAAGGCGGCGGGUGCGUUUCUGCUCUGCGCCGCGUUCGAGACGCGAACCGGGCGACGGCCUCUCGCGGCGGACCUCCCGGAGCUUUUGGACGGCAUCGCGGACGCGGAGCGCGACAACGGCGUGAAGCCCGGGUGGCUCCCGCCGAGCGUCGUGGAGGAGCACGUCGGACGGGAGCUCGGCGCGGGCAGCGGGCAUUCCGCGUCGCCGGCGGUGGCGGCGAUCGUCGGGGGGGUCCUCGGGCAGGAGGCGCGUUCUAUACACUGGUCCCCAUACGACCGCGUCCGCGUGGUGAACGCCGAUCCUUAA